Molecule: messenger RNA, 1894 nt
Organism: Megalobrama amblycephala (Wuchang bream)
Lineage: Eukaryota; Metazoa; Chordata; Actinopteri; Cypriniformes; Xenocyprididae
Exons: 9
Coding region: 145-1032 (295 amino acids)
Source: RefSeq, a predicted model, not a curated record
CAUUCUUCAAAAGAAAAAAAAACCUGUUCCUUUAAAUGCCAGCUCACCUGUCUGCUGUGCUCUGUUAGAGCUUGCCAUACGGAUUAACCUGGAUCACCUUUUUAACGCAAUAACUAAAAAGCGUAUUGCCAAAAGAAGAUCACAAUGGAGUGGAGGAUUAUUGUACCUGUUCUGUGUCUAAUUGGAAUCCUACAUGUGCCUGGAAAUGCUGCUCAAACAAACAGCACCAACGCCACCACUGUUUAUCGAUUCAGUCUGCGCUUCAGCAUCAAUGACACUUUCCUGAGUAACUACUCCGACCUCACCAAUACUGCAACCGCAGCCCUGAUAAAAAACAUCACCGCUCAGGUUGAGCCACUAUACAGGACCAAAUAUGUAAACUUCCAACGCUUCAAUAUUUCGAAAUUCAGUGCUGGCUCCAUUGUGACAGAAGGAGAACUUCAAUUUUCCAACGGCUCUAAGCCUAAUGGACCAGAUCUGACACAAGUCUUGAAUAAUGGAAGUUUCAGCUUCACAAUCAUUACGAAUUCCACAAUAACUGCUGAGGUCACAGAACCUGCUGCAACAACAACUGCAACACCAACUACAACCACCUCUGCACCUGCUAAAGUUGGGAAGAUUAGUUUAGUGUUCAAGCUUCUUCAAACCUUCAAGAACAACUACGCCAAUCUCAGUGAUCCUGAGACCAAAGAGCUGUCAACUAACAUCACCAAUGGGUGUUCUCGAGUUUACAAGAAUCGUUUCCCACAUUUCCACCGCAUGGUCAUUCAGAAGUUCAGCAAUGGCUCCAUUGUGACUGAUUCUGUCCUCGAGUUUAACACCACGGCUGUCGCUAGUCCUAAUGUGGCAGAAGUGAAAGACACCCUUAUUGCAGCAAUCGCAAAUGGAAAUUUCAGCUUCUCAGUUGAUAACACAUCCAUCACUGCUACUGUUAUCACAGACAGCGCUAACGGGUCUCCAGUCCUGGCUAGUAUGCUCACAGCUGUGUGGAUGAUCCUAGCAUCACUUCUGUUGUCAGCUGUGAUUCACUAAUCACAAAAUCAUGUGACUGCAAAAUGCUUGUGAAAUCGCUGAUAUUUUCGGUCUCAUUCAAAAUCAGCAAAUCACAGAGCAAGACAAUUAAAGUUAUGAUCUAGCUGUACCAUUUACUAGUCUUUCUUGCCACAUAUAGAGCCUGGUGAUACAAAAGGUAUGAGUGAGUUACAUUAUUUCUGUAAAUAAAAGAAAAAGAAAAAUCUUUUUUCUUUACAAAAAGCACAUUGUUCCUCUAUACACUGAGCUGGAGAAAUAAUGAGGAUCAGUUCAUUGAAACCAAAUCUGAACAUUUCUCUAUGCCACAGAAAUGGCACUACUGCCAAUGUAUUAGUUAGAUGCUGAAGAUCUUCUUUUUUUUUUUGUAACCAAGAUACAUGUGCAAUCUAUACAUUUAAUAUUUGAGUAAUAGAAAUGAAAAAAUGUUCUGAUAAAUAUGAACAUUCCUCUAAGCCAUAUGGCACAAGUGAAAUUUAUAUUUAAAGGUAUUAUAAUGUGAUUCAGAACUGAUAUUGUUUUGUUUUUUUGCUUUUUUUUCAAUAAAAUGUAUCUUCCAAUGUAUAAGAUGCUGAAGAUCUAUUUUUUGUAACAAAGGCACACAUUUGCAAUCUAUGUAAUCAAUGAGUACUAGAAAUGAAAACAUUUUCUGGUAAAUUAUCUGUAUUAGGUUUUAUGAAGUACUUAUGUUUAAUAAAAUGAAACAUCUAAGAAUUCAAAAAGAAUAAAGUGAAGCAUAAAUAAUGUAAUAAAGCAUAAAUGUUUUAUCUGACACAAACUAUUAAAUUGCACAAAUCCCUGAUGACUCCUUCUCAGAUGAAGGACUGAAAAAAAAAAAAAAAAAAAAUUAAGGCAAAAUUUUAAA